This is a messenger RNA of Hemisphaericaspora subhashii, 849 nucleotides long. It is a transcript of the gene PRE2, whose product is annotated as proteasome core particle subunit beta 5. Gene Ontology annotation, molecular function: threonine-type endopeptidase activity. The transcript has a single exon. The record is from RefSeq and is a predicted model, not a curated record. Gene Ontology annotation, cellular component: proteasome core complex. The coding region runs from base 1 to 849 and encodes 282 amino acids. NCBI's taxonomy places the organism in Eukaryota, Fungi, Ascomycota, Pichiomycetes, Serinales, Debaryomycetaceae.
AUGAAUACAAUCUCCAGUAAGUUCACCCAUACCAACAACAACAAUAUAUUCAAUGAAAUAAAUUCAAUUCAUCAAGGAAUUGCCGCUAAGCCAAACCUCAGCUUAGCACCUUCAAUUGAAGUACCCCAAAUCUCACAACCAACCGAUUUCUUACGAGCACAUACCGAUGAUGCCUCAAACCCAGAUUGUAAAAUCAAGAUUGCUCAUGGUACCACUACAUUAGCAUUCCGUUUCCAAGGAGGGAUUGUAGUUGCUGUAGAUUCCCGUGCUACUGCUGGGAAUUGGAUUGCCUCUCAGACUGUUAAUAAAGUUAUCAGAAUCAAUCCAUUUUUAUUAGGUACUAUGGCCGGUGGUGCUGCUGAUUGUCAAUUCUGGGAAACUUGGUUAGGUACACAAUGUAGAUUACAUGAACUUAGAGAAAAGGAAAGAAUUUCAGUUGCUGCUGCUUCGAAAAUCUUGAGUAAUUUGGUUUAUGAAUAUAAAGGGAUGGGAUUAAGUAUGGGUACUAUGGUUUGUGGUCAUACUAAGAAAGAAGGUCCAACUAUCUAUUAUGUUGAUUCUGAUGGUACUAGAUUAAAGGGUGAUAUAUUCUGUGUCGGUUCCGGUCAAACAUUUGCUUAUGGGGUAUUGGAUUCCGAAUAUAAAUGGGAUUUAACUGUUGAAGAAGCAUUAUAUUUAGGUAAGAGAAGUAUAUUGGCAGCCACUCAUAGAGAUGCUUAUUCUGGUGGUUCAAUCAAUUUGUAUCAUAUUAAUGAAGAUGGUUGGACUUACCACGGUAAUCAUAAUGUUGGUGAUAUCUUUUGGGAUAUUAAGGAACAAGAGAAAUCAUUUUCCAAUGUUGAUGUAUAG